AUGGAUACUUCAACAAAUGAACUGAUCAAUAUACUGAAAUAUGAUCAUUUAUUGAUUAUAUCAACAUAUACAAGAACAGUAUUGAUACUUGUUGCGGUACUAAUAGGAGUUAUGUUACUUGUCAUAGUCAUAUCAUGGCAAUUAUUUCAGAAAUUACACACUAUCCAAUCGGUACUUAAGACAGAUCAAUUAGGAGGUACAUUAUAUUAUACAUUGAAGUUUUACGAAACACAGAUCAUCUUUAUAAACAUGUUGGGAAUCGUUCAAAUUAUUCCAUGCAUUUACAUUAUUAGAAGUAAAGUUCCAAAUAUAUCGACUUAUGCAAGAAAAGUUUUGAUAAUUCUUAACAUUCAACUACUUAUUACACUAUUUAUCAGGAUACUUUUCUUGCUACCCUUCAUUGCAGUUGUGACUGCAUUAUUGAUUGCAUUUGUGAAGGAAAUAAGUGAUACAUUCCCAUUGAAUGUUAUUACUUUGUUUAUUUAUACGAUGACCUUAGCUACAGCCAUUGAAAUAUUGGAUAUAUUGGUGGGUAUGGGUGCUAAACUUGAUGCUUUUGGAAUCAGUCUAACAUUAUUUACAUCGGCAUUACUUAUUGGUGCAGCUAUCAAAACAAGAUUAGCAGAUUAUUUAACGGCGAUUGUAAUACUGCUUAUAAUCGCUGCUAUUUUAAUUGCUGUAGCAAGUAUUUUGAUCACAAUUUUUAAACACUCGUCAGCAGCGAUCAUAUUCUACAUACUUACAGAUAUAUUGCUAUUUGUUAUAACAAUAUUUGUCAGUCAAAUAACAGUUGGCAAAUUACAAUUACGUAUCUUUUGUACAGAAUAUACUUUGGCUGCAUUAUUAUUAUAUAAUAUGUUUUCAGCUACCUAUUUAACCACUACUGGUAUGAUUUGUAACAUAACCAGCACUUGUAAUAGUUCAAAUGCAUCCAUUUAUUCAUUCAACAAUUUACCGGGUUAUAUAAUUUGAAUUUGAAAACUUACAUAUUACAAAACAUAAUUGGUUUUCAUCGUUUGUUUAUUUAUAUCAAACUUCAAAACAUCUAACCAACUUAUAACAUGUUUUCUUGUUGAAUAAAGUUACGAAUUCUCUAUGUUCAUUUUGUUCAAUGAAAACAUCAAAGAAUCCCUUUCAAAUAUUUAGUGAUUUUUUGUGAAAUUUGAGAAAACUAAGCUGUGAAAUGUUGUACUGUUUGUUUGAAUCUUCUCAUCGUUUUCUAGGACUGCAAUUGAUCAGUCUUUCUCUUAUUGGCAUAUGUGCACUCUGUGAGGUUUGUCUCGAUAUAUCCUUACGUUACAAGCGUUUUGAGCGAAGAU
Molecule: messenger RNA, 1319 nt
Organism: Schistosoma mattheei
Lineage: Eukaryota; Metazoa; Platyhelminthes; Trematoda; Strigeidida; Schistosomatidae
Source: the annotation of a GenBank genome assembly